Molecule: messenger RNA, 1058 nt
Organism: Triticum dicoccoides
Lineage: Eukaryota; Viridiplantae; Streptophyta; Magnoliopsida; Poales; Poaceae
Product: flavonoid O-methyltransferase-like protein Os11g0303600
Exons: 2
Molecular function (GO): O-methyltransferase activity
Source: RefSeq, a predicted model, not a curated record
CACAUCGACGGCGAUGGCUGCCAGACAGCCAUCGUGCGUGUGGCUUCCUCGCGGUACUACGUGGAGGCGGCAUUUGGGCUGGCGGACUGGUUCAGGAAGGACUUUGACGGGCCGGUGCCUUCGCCGUUCGAAGACUUGCACGGCGCGACCAUCUUCGACGACAGCAUGGCGCUCCUGGACCCGGAGAUGGAUAAACUGGUCCACGAGGCCAAGGCUUCCCAUAACCAUAUGGGGAUCGGUCUUGUGCUACGACAGUGCCGUGACCUAUUUCAGGGACUGGAGUCUCUGACUGACUUGUGCGGUGGUGAUGGGACGACGGCGAGGGCCAUCGUCAAGGCCUAUCCGCACAUCAAGUGCACUGUGCUGGACCUGCCAAAGGUCAUCGACAAAGCUCCGGCUGAAGGAGUGGUUAAGUAUGUUGCUGGUGACAUCUUCCAUGUCGUCCCGCCUGCUCAAGCUGUGUUGAUCAAGUCUGUUCUGCACUUGUGGAGCGACGAGGAUUGCAUCAAGAUCUUGGCACAAUGCAAGAAGGCCAUUCCUCCCCGAGACGUAGGAGGAAAAGUCAUUGUGAUAGAUAUUAUGCUUAGCUCGGCUUCAGGGCUGAUGCUGGAAACCCAUCACCUGGUGGAUAUGUUGAAGCUGGUGAUGACGAGAGGUCGGCAGCGGGAUGAAAAGGACUGGAGCGACAUCUUCAUGAAAGCAGGAUUCAGCGAAUAUAAGAUUUUCAAGAAAGUUGGAGCUCGAGUUGUCAUUGAGGUCUACCCGUAAGGUUGUGCUCCCAAAUGCUAUAAUAUAUGCUGUGAACUGUUGUGUGCUCCAAGGAUAUAUAAAUAAUUGUGUGCCUUACAAUUUUCUGAAGGGAGGUCUCGCGGGUCAUAAAAUAGGAACACUGUUAUGUUUUGUUACAUUAUGGUACUCGUGCGACUUUCUUUUGGAAAAGUAUUAUAUAUGCACUCACAGUGUUUUUCAUACGAUACCAUGUACAAUAGCCUACCAUAAGAUUAUGUUGGAAAUAUUCCCUAGAGGCAAUAAUAUUGUAUUAUUUAUUUUCACAUUUA